Molecule: messenger RNA, 1449 nt
Organism: Durusdinium trenchii
Lineage: Eukaryota; Dinophyceae; Suessiales; Symbiodiniaceae
Source: the annotation of a GenBank genome assembly
AUGACUUGGGCAGCUCCAUUGGUCCUCGUGUUGCAUUUGGUGCCCAGUCUGGGAAGAACAUGCAUGGGAGUUCGCAAGGACUUAUGCCUAGAUCCUGGGUCUCUAUGCGAGAUGAGCUCGCUUCAGGAGUGUCCCUGUGCCGAAGGCUAUUGGCCUCAAAUUGACCCUCCCAUGUAUAGCAUCAAAGAGCAAGGAAUUCACUUCGGAUGCUGUCCCGGACGUGGUGUCAGUGCAUGUGGCCCACAAAAAGCAACCAUCCGAACCUAUGCAGAGGUUAGCUCAUCACUAUGCUUGCUUGGCAUUUUGCUGACUACCUUGGUGAUUCACUACAGGCAACCUCAAGCUUGGAGGAUCAAGAGCGGGGAUUCUGCCAUUGAGAACGCACCACUGGUCCAUGAUGGUGCUCAGUUGCAUGCACAAGUCUCGAUGGACCGCUGGUGUAUUAGCCUGGAGGAUCUCAAGCAGUUCAAGCGAUUGGUUUGUCAAGCUGUGGCUGCGGGCCGCAUUUGCCCUACUGAGACGGAUCCCUUUGAUCCCACCGACUAUAGCAUUGGCCCAUCGAUGUACACGGUGACCGAACAGUACAUUAAAUCGGUAACUGCUGCUGCUGGAAACGUCAGUUGGGCGUUGAUGAAGAAUCCCGAUGGCUUGCCGUGCGACGUUUUCAUCACUCACGCUUGGGCUGAAGGUAUUUAUGAAUUCGUGGACAGAGUGGUUCAAAGCUGGCCACGAGGUGGGCGAGCGGCCUAUGUGUGCUUCUUAUCGAAUCCGCAAAACAUGGACAUUGCCGAUUUGAUUUCUACACCUGAGGAAUCUCCGUUUGCAAAGGCUUUGGACUCGUGCAGGCAUGUCCUUGCAGUACCAAAUCGCAGAUGUAGCAUCUACUCGAGGCUUUGGUGUGUCUAUGAGGCGUUUCUGGCUUACUCUUGGAACAAGCCCAUCACGAAUGCAACAUCACAUGACUUCAAUACCUGGGCCUACUUGCUGCGGAUGCUCUUUCUCAGCCAGGCGAGCUUAUCCGUGGGUUUGCUUUUGCCCUUGAACCUGGCGACGGUGUGCUUCUUACCAUGCAUCAUUCUGGGGAUGCUCUUCAUGAUCCUUUUCCUCCUCUCCUUCAGCAAAUGUGGUGGGUACAAGUCCCACUUGCAGAAAUUCGCCGUGAUCGGCCUGGUGAUCUCCGGCAGUGUGAGCUAUGCAUGUGAUGUGAGCAUGGGCCGUGCUUUGUUUGAAGACAACUGGCUCAUUGCUGCGCAAUACAUCUCCCUAGGCUUGAUUGGAACUGUUGCGAUGGAGCUCGACCGGCUAAACUCUGUGGCGGCGGAUGAGUCUGCUGAAGACCUACGCCGAGACUUUAGUGGGCGGUUGUCAGAUGCAGAGUGCUCAGUGGAAGGUGACAGAAGAUCUUGGAGGAAGUGCAGAUCAGUGGCCAUGAGAUUCUUGUGCUGUUGA